UAACCAGACACUGCUCUGCUCCCCUCCACCCACCUCCCCACGCUCUCAGUACACACAUUCCCUCUCCGUCGCCUCCUGUAACUUUAUCAGGGGAAAUAGUGUAGUUGCUGCUUCUUCUCGGUAGAAGUGUGAGUCAGAUCAGAGACAGUGGCUGAAGACAAUCUGGUGACUACAUCACCCCCGCCUCCCUCCCCCCCCCCUUUUUUUAAUCUGAAACACCAACUAAACCAGAGUUGCCUGUGAACACAACAGAAUACAUCCAACUAGUCAGAUCCUAGUGUACUUGUCAUGAAGCUCUACUGUACAAGAGGAACUUUGGAUUACAAACCAGUGCAUUCAACAGUCCUGCCAUGAAUGUGAAUCUCUAUAUUUAGGAAUAUCUUCCAGGCUCCCGGAAAUCAUGUCAGUAGGAUCACAUUCAUUCUCCCCAGGUGGUCCCAAUGGGAUUAUUAGAAGUCAAUCCUUCGCUGGCUUCAGCGGUCUUCAAGAAAGACGAUCCAGGUGUAACUCCUUUGUUGAAAAUGCCUCUGCACCUAAGAAGCCCCAAGCAAAGGUGAAGAAAACGCAUAAUUUGGGGCAUAAGAACAGCACCGCCUCCAAAGAGCCCCAGCCUCAAAGGAUGGAAGAGGUCUACAGGGCCUUAAAGAACGGAUUGGAUGAGUAUCUGGAAGUUCACCAGACAGAGCUGGAUAAGUUAACUACUCAGUUAAAAGACAUGAAAAGAAACUCACGGCUGGGGGUGCUGUAUGACCUAGACAAGCAAAUCAAAGCGAUAGAAAGAUAUGUGAGAAGGCUGGAGUUCCACAUUAGUAUGGUGGAUGAGCUGUAUGAAGCCUAUUGUAUCCAAAGACGUCUUUGUGAUGGCGCCAGCAAAAUGAAGCAAGCAUUUGCAAUGUCACCUGCUAGCAAAGCAGCUCGAGAGAGUUUGUCUGAAAUCAACAGAAGUUACAAGGAAUACACAGAGAACAUGUGUACCAUUGAAGGAGAGCUGGAAAACCUACUGGGGGAGUUUUGCAUCAAGAUGAAAGGUCUGGCUGGUUUUGCUCGUCUUUGUCCUGGAGAUCAAUAUGAGAUUUUCAUGCGGUAUGGUCGCCAGCGAUGGAAAUUGAAAGGCAAAAUUGAAGUGAAUGGCAAGCAAAGCUGGGAUGGAGAAGAAAUGGUUUUCCUCCCUCUUAUUGUUGGGCUGAUCUCUAUUAAGGUCUCAGAAGUUAAAGGACUUGCUACUCACAUUCUAGUGGGAAGUGUUACCUGUGAGACAAAGGACUUGUUUGCAGCUCGGCCUCAGGUGGUUGCUGUUGACAUUAACGACCUUGGCACUAUAAAGCUGAACCUUGAAAUUACCUGGUACCCAUUUGAUGUUGAGGACUUGACCCCAUCCACAGGCAAUGCGAACAAGACAUCUGCUCUUCAAAGAAGAAUGUCCACGUAUAGCCAAGGGACUCCAGAAACUCCUACCUUCAAGGAUCACUCAUUCUUUUCCAAUUCGCCAGACGACAUCUUUGAAAAUGGUAUGGCAGGCACGGAGAAAAGACCAAUAUCUUUCAGCUUUGGCGAUAUACCCAAUGGAGAUUGUGCUCCCCCAGCCAUCACUGUAGAUUCUGCCUCUGCCCUUGACCCUUCCAGUCCUGAAAUUACUGUCACACCUCCAGAGCACAAAUCCUCAAAAAACCCAACGAUGGACAGUUCCAGCACACACUCGUCCCUGGACUCUACACCUGAGUCAAAAGACUUGAAGUCACAGCCAGAGCAUACACCAGUACAUGAGAACAAGAAAAGUUCCAGAGUAGCCUCUGAAGUUCACCAAAAGCCUCCAGGCCCUGGGAGUGAUAACCUGUUUAUAGAUUCUAGUGUCCCAGUGUCACUUCUACAGGAGACAGAUGACGUGUCAGAGUUGAAACCGGUGGAACUGGACACCUAUGAAGGCAACAUUACCAAACAGCUGGUAAAAAGGCUCACCUCCGCAGAGGCUCCAAUGACACCUGAAAGGCUGCAGUGUGAGGGAUCAAUAAGUGGAGAAUCAGAAGGAUACAAGUCUUAUUUAGAUGGAAGCAUAGAAGAUGCCUUUCAGGGGCUUCUCCUAGCCCUUGAGCCACAUAAGGAGCAGUAUAAAGAAUUUCAGGACCUGGACCAACAGGUGAUGCAUCUGGACGAUAUUCUCAAAUGCAAGCCAGCAGUAAACCGAAGCAGGUCCUCCAGUGUCAGUCUAACAGUUGAAAGUGCUUUAGAAAGCUUUGAUUUCCUGAACACCUCUGACUUUGAUGAUGAGGAUGGUGGAAGUGAUGAGGUUUGUAAUGGUGGAGGAGGUGCUGACUCAGUAUUUUCAGACACUGAGACUGAGAAGACUAGAUCACUGCUUGCAGCAAUUCUUCUUGUGCCUGAUGUUAGUCAUUUUGAGUUAACGUGCUCUGUCUGCAUGAGAAGAAAAUCGACUCCUUACCCAACCUCCUGCAUUAACAGUUACAGGUCAGAUCACCCAGAAGCCAGAGGGCACCUCAGUGAAGCUUUGACUGAAGACACAGGAGUUGGGACCAGUGUAGCUGGAAGUCCUCUCCCACUGACCACAGGGAAUGAGAGUCUUGAUAUCACAAUAGUUAAGCAUUUGCAGUACUGUACACAGCUCAUUCAGCAAAUUGUGUUCUCCGGUAAAACUCCAUUUGUUGUAAGAAACCUCCUGGAUAAACUGUCCAAGGAGAUCGUAGUAGUGGAGAACCUUGCACAGAUCAGCAGUGAGAACAUGGGGAACAUCAUCUCUGUAACUGAAGCAAUUCCAGAAUUUCAUAAAAAGCUAUCACUGCUGUCUUUCUGGACUAAGUGCAUGGGUCCCACAGGGGUGUAUCAUACCUCUGCAGACAAGAUGAUAAAGCAGCUGGAUGUCACUUUUGCCACAGCUGUGAAUGAAGAGUUCCCAGGACUUGCAGAAACAGUAUUCAGAAUCCUGCUGUCUCAGAUCCUCGACCGAACAGAACCAGUCCUCUCAUCCAGUCUGUCCUCUGAAAUCCUAACGGUUUUUCAGUAUUACAAUUAUUUUGCCAGCAACGGCGUUAGCGACCUUGGAAGCUAUUUGUUGCAACUUGCAAAAGAAGCCUCAGUGGUUCAGAAGCUGCAGACAUUAAAAGAUGAAAAACUGCUACAGAAUAUAACUGAGCUAACCUCCAGCAGUCUUCCACCUCAGCAGGAAAUACUGAGGUCCUUGGCUUUACUUCUGACUGAAAAUAAAAAUGAAAUUGGCGAGGCUGUGACAUUACUCUUGUCAGCUUCAGCAGAAAACAGGCAUUUCAGGGAGAAGGCUUUAAUUUACUACUGUGAAGUGCUAACACAGCCUAACCUCCACCUACAGAAAGCAGCUUGUAUGGCACUGAAAUGCCUUCAGGCUACUGAAAGUAUUAAAAUGCUAGUUACGCUCUGCCAAUCUGACAAUGAAGAAAUCAGAAAAGUAGCGGCUGAAACCCUUCUCUCUCUUGGUGAAGAUGGGCGACUGGCAUAUGAACAGCUGGAUAAAUUUCCUCGGGAAUUUGUUAAAGUUGGAGGCCGUCGGGGGACUGAAGUUGCCACAGCUUUUUAGACUCAAGAUAAUCUGCCUAACAGUUAACAGUCAUUAUGACUAUUCACAUUAAUUGCAACGGUGCUGUAAUUUAACUGCUUUAAAAACAAACAACCUUUUGAAGAAUGCUAAAGAAUGUCCAGAAAGUUAGCAACUUAUAGACUUUUUAAGGGGGAAAAAAAAGUGUAAAUUCCAGUUAUUGAGUUCCUAUUGGCUUUUCUUCCUAGCUUAUGAUGGAACAGUUGUAUGUCAAAGACAAUGCUUCUUCAAGUGCUUCAGAGUAAAUGAUGUAGUUGCAGUAAAUCAUUCUCAGCAAACUUCUAAAAGAUUUUAGAAUUCAGCAUCUUAAUAUUUUUACACAAUUUUGCACUUGUUUUAUUGAAGUUGUUGUUGUGUACUUUUGAAAUGUGAUGCUGCAUCUAAAAAGGAAAAGUAGGGAGCAAACCAAGUGGAGCUACAAAGCAGCUUUCUCUCCACAUUGCGCUAAGUGUUGGAUACCGUGCAAGGUUCCUAGCAGCAUUAUAGCAGCAUGGACCGAAACUCAGCUACCCAGAUCUAUUUUACCGAUGAAACAUAGAUCAAGUUUCUUCAAAUCAAGUUUUGCCUCCAGAAACAACAGGCUGUAAACCCCAGGAGAUGUUAUUUCACUGACUCAUUUUAAAUGCCUCUGCGCUGGUCUUUUAUUCCUCCCUCUCACCCUCCAGUAAUGAACCAUGAUUAAUCCAGGGAUUUGCUUGUGCUGUCAAGCAAUUACGUAGGUUUUACAAAAAUAAAUGGAAGGUUACAUGUGCUCAUUGUUCAAAAAGAAAAAGUGAAUAUAAUACAAUUGCAUGAAUCCCUGAAGCCAUUUUUGUUUCCUAGGUUACAGGAAGGAGUGGGCUACAUGCACUCUGGCUAGUGCAUAGCAGCUUGCUAUAGAGUAAUUUCAGUAUAAAGAAUUAAAGCAAACUAAAGAGGACCUUGGAGCUUUAAAGACAGGGUGCAAAUAAAAGCGUUUCCUCCCCCUCCAACUCCAAGUAUGAAAGACUGAGUGAUUCAAACUAUUGAUUGUAGCCCUUAAGUUACACUCACCUCCUUCUGUUAACUUAACAGAAGAGCAUUGUUGUACUAUAGUACAUCUGACAUGAAAUACUAUUUAGAUGUUAAUUAAAACAUCCAGCUUCUGAUAGACUAUACAGAAAAUGAUCACUAAUAGUUGACUUCAAAAAGAAGCCUUGUGCGCCAAAUACAUUGGCAGACAGUUUUUCUGACUGUGAAUGUUACCAACAAUGUACAUACAGCUGUAUAUUUAUAAAUAUAUAUAUAUAUUAUAAAUAAAUAUAUAUAUAUAUAUUCUUCCUUUAAUUAAAGAUACAUUUGUACAGUCUAAAAUAUUUACUUGUUUACUGAAGGAAAUAGGCUCUUUUUACAGAAGGUUAAAUAAUCAUGUCAUGGUUUUUAUAUCGCAGCUACUGCAUGAGCAGAUUCUCCCAUCAUGUUCUUUUGUUCUGACAUCUGCUUAUUUUUUGCCUUCUAGCUUUGUGACAGUUGUACUCAUAUUUCCUAUCACAUUUAAGUUAUAAUAAAGAAUAUUUUUAAUCACUAAAUACAUUGGUCCAAACUAUAAAAUGUGUGUGCUCAACCUUCUCCAUUGUGAGGACUAAAUAACCUUAAUACACAUUUCUCAGGUUUUUGUCUACACUGGAAAUUGGCCCCCAGCACCAGCCAUCAUUGGCCGCUAAUCACUGUAGCUGUCCCAGGGCACAGCCCAUCCGUUGUGGACAAGGAACGCCUCAGUUCUCAAUGGUGCAACUCCCUUCAGGCUGGCACUGGGGCAAAUCCCCAAAAUAGUUAAUUAAGGUCUUAGUUUGCUACUUGUGGCAGCUCUCUUUGUGCAGUAGGAUGGCUCCAAGGAAACAAUCUGCUAGUAGAGAUUCACUGUUGUACUGAUGUACUAUCAUGAAGGUAUUUCAUAAUAACAUCUGGGGAAGGGGUUACUAGUUCUGUUUUAACAGGUCUUGUCUCCACUACAAAAUUAAUACACAACUUUGAAAAGUCUAGUUAAAUAACAAUGCUAUCUACUACUUUGCAAUUAGCGUAGCCAAGGGGAAGUCCUGUUCAGCAUCAUGUCAGCGAAUCAUGGUUAAACCUUGGUGCAACACUACCUAAGUGCUCUGGUUUUCACUACAUCCAGGAGUCCUUGGAAACAUGUGAAUGGGGCUGGGCCCCUGUAUUCUGUUAAUUUAGAGUUUUACACAGUACUGCAGCUUCUCAUGGAAUUCAGUGGCAAAAAUUGCAAUGCUAGCUUGUUUUUUUUCCUCUUUUGCCUUUUCAUGGGUGACUAGAUUUGUAGCCCUAAAUUUCUGCUGGCCAGGAGACGCUAUAGUGACAGAUUGUUUUAGUUAUUAAAACAAAAAACACAUACAAAAAAGGCAGAAAAAACAAAGGGAAGAAAAAUCAGCA
This is a messenger RNA of Chrysemys picta bellii (western painted turtle), 5983 nucleotides long. It is a transcript of the gene RIPOR2, whose product is annotated as RHO family interacting cell polarization regulator 2. NCBI's taxonomy places the organism in Eukaryota, Metazoa, Chordata, Testudines, Emydidae. The record is from RefSeq and is a predicted model, not a curated record.